Messenger RNA from Colletes gigas, 3859 nucleotides. It is a transcript of the gene Hem, whose product is annotated as membrane-associated protein Hem. The coding region runs from base 225 to 3593 and encodes 1122 amino acids. The record is from RefSeq and is a predicted model, not a curated record. Gene Ontology annotation, biological process: cell morphogenesis; neuron projection morphogenesis; cell migration. Gene Ontology annotation, cellular component: SCAR complex. The transcript is spliced from 2 exons. NCBI's taxonomy places the organism in Eukaryota, Metazoa, Arthropoda, Insecta, Hymenoptera, Colletidae.
GUUGCACUUCACGUGGUAUUUGACAUACACAGAAAUUUCGUUCUAUGAUGUGUCAUAGUUUUAUAUUAAACAUGUAACAGUACAAAAGGAAAAGAAAAGUCGUUCUAUUUUAGGCGCAUCCGGUGAAGGUGAAUUACCCCCAGGGGUGGGGUCUCCUGUCAUUUAUACCAAAGAAGCGGUUGAGUUAUGUCAAUCACGUAAGAAACAAUAUUCAAUAAUAAAUCAUGGCACGACCUAUUGUACCUAGUCAACAAAAGUUGGCUGAGAAACUGACUAUUCUAAAUGAUAGAGGUAUUGGAAUGUUAACUCGCAUUUACAAUAUAAAAAAGGCGUGCGGCGAUGCAAAAUCGAAACCUAGUUUUCUUUCUGAUAAAACUUUAGAAUCGUCUAUUAAGACAAUUGUUAGAAAGUUUCCUAACAUUGACAUUAAAGGUCUUCAAACGAUUACAAAUCUUCGCAAUGAGAUUAUUAAAUCACUGUCUUUAUACUAUUACACUUUUGUCGACCUGCUCGAUUUCAAAGACAAUGUCUGUGAACUUUUAACUACAAUGGAUGCUUGUGGGGUACACAUGGACAUUACGAUAAAUUUUGAUUUGACCAAAGGUUAUUUGGAUCUUGUUGUGACUUAUGUCAGUUUGAUGAUACUGUUGUCGCAAGUGGAAGAUCGUAAAGCAGUCCUAGGCUUAUUUAAUGCAGCUCACGAGAUGGUACAUAACCAAUCUGAUCCUAGUUUUCCUCGUUUGGGACAAAUGAUUAUGGAUUACGAUGCGCCAUUAAAAAAACUUUCGGAAGAGUUUGUUCCACAUUCUAAAUUGUUGAAGAAUGCUCUUACUUCUUUGUGGCCUAUUUAUCCUGGAAGAAAUUUAUCUGCUGACACAUGGAGGGCUGAUCAAAAACUCAGUCUUGUCGGCAGCCCUGGAAAAAUACUUAAAGCAGCAGCAACAGAUACUAUGUCUUGUGAAACUUUAAGUUUGGAUAGGAUAGAAAGAUGGGUUAUAUUAGGAUUUACGCUAUGUCAUUCGUUCUUGAGUCAAGAACAGCCUAGUAAACUUUGGACCACAGCAUUGGAGUCAGGUUGGGUUUUAGCUUUGUUUAGAGACGAAGUGAUUUAUAUACAUCAGUAUAUACAAAUAUUUUUCGAAAGUAUAAAAGGAUACAGUAAAAGAGUAUCCGAAGUGAAAGAGUGUUAUAAUCAAGCGGUACAAAAAGCUGGCUACAGACAUAGAGAAAGAAGAAAGUUUUUGAGAACAGCAUUGAAAGAAUUAGGUUUAAUUUUAACUGACCAACCUGGUCUUCUGGGACCAAAAGCGCUGUUGGUUUUAAUGGGACUCUCUCACGCAAGAGACGAAGUUCUAUGGCUUUUAAGACACGGUGUUAAUCCACCGACACAAGGAAAAGGCAAAGGAAGGGGCGGAGAAGAUUUAGUGGAUCGUCAGUUACCCGAAUUAUUAUUUCAUUGCGAAGAACUAAGAGCAUUAGUGAAAAAAUACUCCCAGGUUUUACAGAGGUAUUACGUGCAGUUUUUAUCAGGAUUCGAUGCUCCUGCUUUAGAUCAAAUGAUACAGAAUCUCCCGGUUUGUCCCGAGGAUGAAGGAGCAAUUCUUAGCGACAUGUGUUCAAAGAUAGCUAGUCUAACAGUGAAACAGGUCGAAGAUAACGAACUUUUUGAUUUUCGUGCUUUUAGAUUGGAUUGGUUUCGAUUGCAAGCUUACAUGUCGAUUGCAAAGUGUAAUAUGAAUUUAGCUGAUAAUAGAGAAUUAGCAUCAUUUAUGGAUACAGUAGUAUUUCAUACUAAGAUGGUAGAUAAUUUAGAUGAAAUGUUAGUUGAAACAUCCGACUUGUCCAUCUUUUGCUUCUACAGUAAAGUGUUCGAAGACCAGUUUCACAUGUGCUUAGAAUUUCCUGCUCAAAAUAGAUAUAUCGUCGCUUUCCCUUUAAUAUGCAGCCAUUUUCAAAGCUGCACGCACGAGCUGUGCCCGGAAGAACGUCAUCAUAUUCGAGAAAGAAGUCUAUCGGUUGUCAAUAUGUUCUUGGAUGAGAUGGCUAAAGAGGCCAAGAAUAUUAUUACGACUAUAUGCGAUGAACAGUGCAAUAUGAGCGACAAACUGUUGCCAAAACAUUGCGCUCUGUUAAUCUCGCAAGUGGUGAACCGUAAAAAGAAAGACAAAAAUAAAAAAAAUAUGUAUGAAAUUCAUAAACCGGGUAUAGAAAGUUACCGAAAAACCAGAGAAGAACUUACAACGAUGGACAAACUUCACAUGGCGUUAACGGAGCUAUGCUACGCUAUUAAUUACUGUCCCACUAUUAACGUAUGGGAAUAUACCUUUGCACCAAGAGAGUACUUGCAUCAGCAUCUAGAAUCAAGAUUUGCAAGGGCGCUUGUUGGAAUGGUCAUGUACAAUCCAGAUACCAGCGAAAUCGCGAAACCGUCGGAACUCUUUGUUAGCGUCAGAUCUUAUAUGAAUGUUCUACAGACAGUUGAAAAUUACGUGCACAUAGAUAUUACUCGCGUAUUUAAUAACGCCCUCCUUCAGCAAACGCAAGAGUUGGACAGUCACGGCGAUAAAACCAUCGCUGCAUUGUACACGCAAUGGUAUUCGGACGUUUUAUUAAGACGCGUCAGCGCCGGGAAUAUUUGUUAUUCCGGUAAUCAAAGAGCAUUCGUCAGUUUGUCGGUAGAGGGUGCAAUACCUUUCAACGCGGAAGAAUUUUCUGACAUUAACGAAUUGAGAGCGUUGGCCGAACUCAUCGGGCCGUACGGGAUGAAAAUGUUAAACGAGAACUUGAUGUGGCACAUAGCAAGCCAAGUCCAACAGCUGAAAAAAUUAGUCUCUGGUAACAAAGACGUUCUCAUUUCCUUGAGGACAAACUUUGAUAAGCCGGAAGUGAUGAAGGAGCAGUUCAAAAGGUUGCAGCAAGUAGAUAAUGUACUACAACGAGUUACAAUUAUAGGUGUAAUUCUAAGUUUUCGACAGUUGGCGCAGUCAGCGUUGGUCGAUGUCUUGGAGGAACGAAUACCGUUUCUUUUGAGCUCGAUUUUAGAUUUCAGACACCAUUUACCGUCUGGCGAUCCCAUGCGCGUCGUUUCGGAAAUGACGUCGGCAGCGGGUUUGACCUGCAAAGUUGACCCGACGUUAACGGCAGCGCUGAGGAGCCAAAAAUCCGAAGUGGACGAAGACGAGCAUUUGCUCGUUUGUUUGUUAAUGGUCUUCGUGGCUGUUUCGAUACCAAAAUUGGCUCGGAACGAGAACUCCUUUUAUCGAGCGUCUCUCGAAGGGCACUCGAAUAACAUACAUUGCAUGGCGACCGCGAUAAACAAUAUCUUCGGUGCAUUGUUUACUAUCUGCGGCCAAAACGAUAUAGAGGAUAGAAUGAAAGAAUUCCUAGCUUUGGCGUCGUCCAGCUUGCUCAAACUAGGUCAAGAAGCGGACAAAGAGGCAAUCAAAAACAGAGAAUCUGUGUACCUUCUGUUGGACCAGAUAGUCCAAGAGUCGCCGUUUUUAACAAUGGAUUUGUUAGAAAGCUGUUUCCCGUAUGCAUUAAUACGCAACGCUUAUCACGACGUGUAUAAGCUCGAGCAUUCACAGCCAUAAAAGCAUUGAUAAAAAAAAAGAUGUGUGUGUAUUUUCAGCUUGCCGCUCAGGGCUACUUUUUUACGUCCACUUUUACCGGAUUUCAUUUGAAAAAAAUGCAUUUUGUAUAGAGCAGUACUUUUAUUUCAUAUUUGAUACCUGGCUUAGGAUACGCUAUAACAUACAAAUAAUACGUUCUUUUUCAGUAUUCCGUUACAUGUCGUCUGUGCGUAAGGAAUGUUUUAUAUUACAGGUGAAGUUUAAAAUGCUGCCUGUCUAAGAAUCGA